Messenger RNA from Panthera uncia (snow leopard), 1913 nucleotides. It is a transcript of the gene PCED1A, whose product is annotated as PC-esterase domain containing 1A. The transcript is spliced from 8 exons. The coding region runs from base 412 to 1776 and encodes 454 amino acids. NCBI's taxonomy places the organism in Eukaryota, Metazoa, Chordata, Mammalia, Carnivora, Felidae. The record is from RefSeq and is a predicted model, not a curated record.
CCUCGUGCCCGCCCGGGUGGGCCCGGCCCUGGCUCCUGCUCUCCGCCGCGGCUACCCACGCCGCCUCCUUGUCCCCUCGGGCGCUGGGGGUCGCGCAGGGAGGGACAUGGGUGACCGGAAGUGGAAGCUGUGAACGUCGCCGCCCGGGGCGCCGAAGCUCCAGGCGCCGUCGGGGCCGCCGCGACGCACGCAUGGAGAGCGCUGGGCUCUGGGCUGCGCACCGACGGCUAACCGGGACGCACGGGUUCUGCCGGGAGCGGGCUGUGCAGAACCGACCGGCCUCUCGGGGCGCGGGAACAUGAGGCUAGGCCCGGAGCCCGCAGUGGGCGAGGCGCGCGGUGUGCGGGCCUGCCCCGGUCGCGGGUGAACGGUGCAGAGCCCCGGGACUCGCCCGUCAUUGGCAGCGGCGGCAUGGUCUUCUGUCUGGACAACGAGCAGCCACGCCUCCCGCUGCGAAGCGCCAUGGUCCACUUCCAGGCCUCAGAAGUCCAGCAGCUGCUACACAACAAGUUCGUGGUCAUCUUGGGGGACUCAAUCCAGCGGUCUGUGUACAAGGACCUAGUGCUCUUGCUCCAGAGGGACUCCCUGCUCACAGCUGCUCAGCUGAAAGCCAAGGGGGAGCUGAGCUUUGAACAGGACCAACUGGUGGCUGGGGGUCAGCUGGGCGAGCUGCACAACGGGACACAGUACCGGGAGGUCCGCCAGUUCUGCUCGGGUUCUGGCCACCACCUUGUGCGCUUCUACUUCCUCACCCGCGUUUACUCCGAGUACCUCGAGGGCGUCCUGGAGGAGCUGACAUACGGGCCUGCCCCGGACCUGGUGAUCAUCAACUCCUGCCUCUGGGAUCUCUCCAGGUAUGGCCGCUGCUCAAUGGAGAGCUACCGAGAGAACCUGGAGCGGGUGUUUGUGCGCAUGGACCAGGUGUUGCCAGACUCCUGCCUGCUGGUGUGGAACAUGGCAAUGCCCUUGGGGGAGCGCGUCACUGGGGGUUUCCUUCUGCCAGAGCUCCAGCCCCUGGCAGGGUCUCUGCGGCGGGAUGUGGUUGAAGGGAACUUCUACAGCGCAACGCUGGCCGGGGACCACUGCUUUGAUGUCCUGGACCUCCACUUUCAUUUCCGGCAUGCGGUACAGCACCGUCACCGAGACGGUGUCCACUGGGACCAGCAUGCCCACCGCCACCUCUCACACUUGCUUCUGACCCACGUGGCCGACGCCUGGGGUGUGGAGCUGCCCCAGCGUGACUAUCCUUCUGACCCAUGGAUUGAGGACUGGCCAGAGCCGGAUCAUCCGUUCCAGGGGAGCCAUGGGCAGCCCCCAGACUUCGGGGAGCAGCUGGCCUUGCCCCCACCCCAGCCUUCUCCUCUGCCCCCUCCCAUACCUUUCCCCUACCCCAUUCCUCAGCCCUCGCCGCCUCCCCUGUUUCCACCCCUGCCCCAGGACACCCCCUUUUUCCCAGGCCAGCCCUUCCCAGCCCAUGAAUUCUUCAGUUAUAAUUCAACAGAAGACUUCUCGAUGUCACCCCACUUAGGAUGUGGCCCUGGAGUGAACUUUGUGCCUGGCCCCCUGCCACCUCCAGUCCCUGGCCCUGUCCCCCAUGGUCAGCACCGGGGCCCAGUGGUCCACCGGGGGAUGCCACGCUGUGCUCCCAGCAGCCCCUACCAUGUGCCGAGGAUGGGGGGGCCCUGCAGGCAGCGGCUCAGACACUCAGACAGACUGAUCCACACAAACAAACUGGACAGACAGCCUUCUGCCCAUUCGGGGACAUGGCCUGGGUAGACUGGAUCUUGGGCUGGGGCUGGAUGUGCCGAUGGCCCUGCAGGGCCUGCUUGCCACCCCCGGUGCUGGGUCAGGGUGUCUGUUAUGCCUGACAUUGUUCUCGUCCAUUGCUGUCACUAAAUAAAGGCGUGGAAGAA